Molecule: messenger RNA, 2548 nt
Organism: Scomber japonicus (chub mackerel)
Lineage: Eukaryota; Metazoa; Chordata; Actinopteri; Scombriformes; Scombridae
Gene: spice1
Product: spindle and centriole associated protein 1
Exons: 18
Coding region: 138-2447 (769 amino acids)
Biological process (GO): metaphase chromosome alignment; regulation of centriole replication; mitotic spindle assembly
Cellular component (GO): spindle; centriole; centrosome
Source: RefSeq, a predicted model, not a curated record
CAACAAACUAGAAGAAGAUAUUUCUUGUUAGUUUGAACUCUCUGUGAAGCUCCGCCAGCUUUAAAGUGAAGCUGUCAGACUGCUAAACUGACCGAGGCGCCUUUCUUACAACUUACUGUGGCUUCACAACGGAAAACAUGUCAUUUGUGAGAGUUGGGCGUCCUCAACAACACACCAAAGGAAAAAGGCCUUUGCGCCCCAAGAAGGCAGCUGCCCCCAAAAGAGAUUGGGUGAGCACCGUCAACGACCUGUCAGUGCACAAGCUGACGCCUGAAGAGCUGAGUCAUCGCCAUGAGAUACACAAGUCCCACAACAAGGUGGCGGCUCAGUGGGAGCUGAGAGAGAAAGCUCUGAAAUCCCGUCUCAGACACGCUGGGAGUCCAGCAACUCUGGACCACGCCAGCCUCAGCAUCAUCAGGGAGGUUUUCUCCGACCAGCUGCUACUUCAGGAUGUGCUGGCCCGCUCUGACAAAGCCAUGGCUGUAGUCAAAGACUUGUUUGGAGACGCUCCUCGCAGACAGACUGGGCAUCCCAGUGUAACCAUGGCUCCGAACUGUGACUCUGACUCUGCACUGCCUGUUCACCAGAGGCCAGAUCGUCCAACUCAGCUGUCGCUCCUCAGUCAGUCAAUGAUGGACCAACAGGCUCUCAAUGAACUAGAAGCUUCAGAGGAAGACCUCAGUGACGAAGACACUUGUCCUGCUGGCACUUCAGACUAUAAUGUCAUCCGAAGGACCAAUGUACGGAAAAUGAAGGCAAAGACUCAAAGUAGAGUGGUGCAGCAGCAGAAAGUCCAUCGUCCAAUACGUGACCAGAGACACAGAGAUAAUGUUCCUGUAACUCCCUGCACAUCAGGCAGAGCACCAGACCAAACAGCUCUAAAUGCCACAGUGGCUGUUGAGCGUGUACGGUCCAGACGGAGCCAGCCAGAGGAAGCCAAGGAGGAACCAUCAGUCAUGGUUUCACAAGUUCUGAACCCUGAGCUGCCUGUCAACCCCUCAGGCAGGAUCAGUAGUCGCACCACCAGGGCCAGGAGGUGUCUUUCUAAGAGUUCAGAGCUGCAUGGAUCCUCUGUUGCCUCUCUCAGUGAGGACCAGUCCAGUCUGGGUCUGCUGCAGACCAUGUUGGGUCAGGUGGAGGCUGACUUGGAUUCUUUGAGUCCUGAAACUUCAGCACAGAGUCCAGAACAGCACAGAACGCAAGGCCUGACUGGAUUCUCUGUUGCUUUGGUCUCCACUUUAGGCCGCUUAGUGCACCUCAUCAAACAGAGAGAAGAUGAGAUUCAAAAGGAGACUCGGGAGAGAAGAAGAUUGGAAGAGGAGCUGAGAGAGCAGCGGGGGCUGAUUGAUGCUCUCACUGCUGAGACCAUGACUCUGAGGGAAGAGGCUGCUACCCUGCAGGCAGAGUUGCAGCAGCAGACAGCAGAGCUGGAGCAGAAGUUGGACACAGUUGUGUUGGCGAUGGGAGGACUUGGACAGCUGGGUGGACACAUUUUUCCACCCCAAGAAUCUGAUAUCAAAGCUGCAGUUUGUCAGUCUGCACCUGUUUCUGAGCGAACACAAGCCUCUGUUUCUCCUGCUGUCCUGCUCUCCCCACCUCAACAAAGAGACAACUGGCACCAAAUUCCUGUGACUCAUCCCAAGCCACUGCACCCGGAGUUUCCUGCUGUAGACAUCCUGCGUUCCUGUGAAGACCUGAAGAUCCACAGCUCGGCCUCCAGCCUCACCAGUUUGCCUCUCACCAGUCUGCCUUCAACUUCCUCUCUAUCACUGACCGCCGACCCUCUCAGCUCACAGCUCUCUGCAGAGCUCAUGCUGGCUGAAAUCGCUCAGCUGAGCAGACAGAAUGAGCUGAUCAAGGCACAGCUCAGCCAGGCCAAGAGCCCCGGGUCAGGCACCGGAGUAUCACCUCACGGCAGCGGGGAGCAGGGUCGGUCGAGCUCCUGCAGCAACACAGGCAGAGUCACACCUCAAAGUGUAGAUGAGAGGAAGAUGUCAGGAUCCAGGGGUGCAGAGAGACAGAACCUGCACACCCAGGCUGCUAAAGGAGAGCAACUGACUAAUCAGGUGGCAGCUUAUGACCCCCUCAGUGUGGAACAGCGCCUCCUUGAGCUGAACAGGCAGAGUGCAGCAGCCAGGGGUCGACUGCUGGACCUGAUCGAGCAGCAGAAGCAAAAUGUUUCAGCCAAAGUUUCCCCGGCUGUCUCCCCUGUCCCCCCCUCCUCCUUUAGCCCACACACAGCAGCUGGAGGAGGAAGCCCAGAGGUGUCUGCACUGAUGCCUUCACAGCAGCCCCUGUUGAAGGCAGGUGGUGCUGAGAGACGAUCAGCUGGUUCUGAAGUGUCUCUCUCUCCGAGUUUUGGAGGAGAAGCCAGGGAAGGAAACACACAGAGGGACAAGCGGAGAGAGCGAGACGGGUGGUUUGCCUUGUCUGCUCACGUAAGAUGACAAGAAGGGGAGUGUUGGUUCAACGUGAAGCCGAGGACAUUUAAUUAAAAUUUGUUUUUUAGUAUUUUAUGUUUUUAAAUGACUGAAUUAAACGUGUUGAA